AAUCAUUUCUGAUUCGUUGCGACAAUCUCAUCGUCUUUACGCUCUCGCCAUUGUUGUUGUAGAUCGCUUUCUUCCUAACCCUAAAAUACGUAAGAGAGAGAGAGAGAGAGAGAUCUCAGGUGCCUGAACAAAAACAAACGAGUCAACCAUGGAGUACGCUGCUCGGAGAAAUCAGAAAGGCGCUUUCGAAAGCUUCUACAAGCUUAUCAUGCGCCGUAACUCCGUCUACGUCACUUUCAUCAUCGCCGGCGCAUUUUUCGGUGAACGGGCUGUGGAUUACGGUGUUCACAAGCUGUGGGAACGCAACAACGUUGGGAAACGGUACGAAGACAUCUCUGUGUUGGGUCAAAGGCCAGUAGAAGAAUGAGAUUUACUCCUUUUUGAAUCUCUCAGACCAAAAGCAAGAAAUGGAAUUUCCAUGUUGUUUUGCAUUUUAAUUCUCUCUUUUCUUUGUUGAAUAAAUAUAAAAAAUCGUUGGGAUGAUUCAUACUUCAACCUAAAGCUAUUUGGUUCUGAUUAAAUUGAAUUUUUUUGCAUUGUGGAUGGAAUAUGAUAAACAUUAUCAUGA
This is a messenger RNA of Camelina sativa (false flax), 568 nucleotides long. Its product is annotated as cytochrome b-c1 complex subunit 9, mitochondrial. NCBI's taxonomy places the organism in Eukaryota, Viridiplantae, Streptophyta, Magnoliopsida, Brassicales, Brassicaceae. The record is from RefSeq and is a predicted model, not a curated record. Gene Ontology annotation, biological process: mitochondrial electron transport, ubiquinol to cytochrome c. Gene Ontology annotation, cellular component: respiratory chain complex III.